This is a messenger RNA of Rhinolophus ferrumequinum (greater horseshoe bat), 523 nucleotides long. Its product is annotated as late cornified envelope protein 3C-like. Gene Ontology annotation, biological process: epidermis development. The transcript is spliced from 2 exons. Lineage: Eukaryota; Metazoa; Chordata; Mammalia; Chiroptera; Rhinolophidae. The record is from RefSeq and is a predicted model, not a curated record. Bases 61 to 342 code for a protein of 93 amino acids.
CGCGGCCCUCUGACAUCCUGGAAGAGGCUCUAUCCAACUGCAGGUCAAGUUUGUGCCAAGAUGUCCAGUCAGCAGAACCAGCAACAAUGCCAGCCCCCUCCCAAGUGCCCCAGCCCCAAGUGCCCCAGCCCCAAGUGCCCCCCCAAGAGCCCAGCACAGUGCUUGCCUCCAGCCCCCUCUGGCUGUGGCCCCAGCUCCAGCGGUGGCUGCUGCCUGAGCCACCACAGGCACCACAGGUCCCACAGAUGCCGGCGCCAGAGCUCUGAGUCCUGUGACAGUGGCAGUGGUCAGCAGUCUGGGGGCUCCGGCUGUGGCCACCACGGCUCUGGGGGCUGCUGCUGACCUGGAUUCUGAUGCUGAGACAAGCAACUUUAGAGGAAACAAGAAGCCAAAGGACCAAGGAAAAGCCCAGCGGGAGGCAUUCUUUCGGGGACACCCCCUUCUCACCUCCCAGGCUGAGCUGGGAUGUUCCCGGGGGUGGUUCUCAGCUCUGUCCAGAUGGUCUCCCAGCCUGAUGCCUGGA